Recurvomyces mirabilis is the source of this 1074-nucleotide messenger RNA. RefSeq lists its product as uncharacterized. NCBI's taxonomy places the organism in Eukaryota, Fungi, Ascomycota, Dothideomycetes, Mycosphaerellales, Teratosphaeriaceae. The record is from RefSeq and is a predicted model, not a curated record. Gene Ontology annotation, molecular function: NAD binding; oxidoreductase activity, acting on the CH-OH group of donors, NAD or NADP as acceptor. The transcript has a single exon. The coding region runs from base 1 to 1074 and encodes 357 amino acids.
AUGACUACCAUUCGCCUUGCUAUAUUUGAUGACUAUGCAUGCAUCGCCAGAGAACACUUCGAAAAAGUCCCUAAUAUACACAUCGAAGACUUCCCAGACACCUUGAACCCUGCUACACAAGAUGGACUGGAAGCUCUGGCCAAACGUCUGCAGCCUUACCAGAUCGUCUCGACCAUGCGAGAGCGGACACCAUUUCCUGCCGAACUGAUGAAACGUCUGCCAAAGCUGCAAGUCAUCUUGAACGCUAGUGCGAGGAAUGCGUCAAUCGACGUGAAGCAAGCUACCGAGCAAGGUAUUGUCGUGACUGGUACCAAAGGCGAGGUUCCGACAGAUGAGAGAUUACUCAAUACCCUGCCAAAUCUACCACCUCCAAAGGGCCAUAGUUCAGUGGUGCAGCAUGGAUGGGCUAUGCUACUGGCUUUGAUGAGUCGACUACCACAGGAUGACCAUGCUCUCAAGACCGAGCCUGGCGCAUGGCAGAACGGACUCAUGAUGCCAAUAGCAGGAAAGACUCUCGGCAUCGUUGGGCUGGGCAAGCUGGGAGUUGGUAUGGCGAAGAUCGGCGUGCUGGCUUGGGGCAUGAAAGUCCUGGCUUGGAGCGAGAACUUGACGCAGGAGAAAGCGGAUGCUGCUGCUGAAAGUGCUGCACUACCAAAAGGCAGUUUCGAGUAUGUGAACAAGCAGGAAUUGUUCGAGAAGUCGGACGUGGUCAGCCUUCACCUUGUUCUUUCUGCGAGGAGCAAGAGUAUUGUAGGUAAGCAGGAGUUGGCGUCGAUGAAGAAGUCGAGUAUCAUCGUCAAUACCUCCCGAGGACCACUGAUCGACGAGGAAGCUCUGAUUGAGACGUUAAAAGCUGGUACUAUCCGAGGAGCAGCUCUCGAUGUUUACUGGGAGGAGCCACUGUCAGCACAGAGUCCCUGGCGUACGACAAGUGAGUGGGCAAAGAGUGAGAUUCUGCUCAGCCCACACAUGGGCUAUGUCAACGAAGGAACCAUGCACAGAUGGUAUCAAGAACAAGCCGAGGAUGUAGCGAGGUGGAUGAAAGGCGAAGAAGUAGCUGUCCGUAUGAAUUGA